AUGUCCAAUUUACAAAAUUUAUCCAAAGAGUGCUUGAUUGUUCUCAUUAGAGAACUUCAAGCCAAGAUGGCUAAACUGCCAUCAAAAAGGGGCAACGGCUAUCACGAUAAAACCAAACGCUCUGCUUUCGACUUUUCUUCGUUUAAACGACGGAAAGUUGCAAUGCACCUUUGCUACAUUGGCCAUUCAUUUCAGGGAUUGGCCACGCAGAGAGAUACGAAUGUAAAUACGAUUGAGGAUCAUUUAUUUGGCUCGUUGAUCAAGACCAAGCUAAUUGAAAGUGUGGAUUCGUGCAACUAUUCCAGAUGCGGGCGAACCGAUAAGGGUGUUUCGGCGUUUAAACAAAUUAUAUCGCUAAACAUUCGAUCCGUCGAAAAGGCCGACUCUGAUUGCGGGUCUGGCGUGCAAUUUUCCACCAUAGAAAGGGAAAGGGAGCUGCCCUACAUGUCGAUCUUAAAUUCGGUUCUUCCAAGCGACAUCCGGAUAUUGGGAUGGAAAGAUGUGGGAGCCGACUUUGACGCACGGUGUGGUUUGGCCGCCGCACUUUAUGUGGGCAUUCACAAUUUUAAAAACUUUUGCAAAGUCGACAAAUCAAAAGAUAACAGCCGGUCGAGUGCUUCCAAGAGUAAGCCAGCUUUUGAUGACAAAGCUAGUUCGAUUUCGUCUCUUAAGCAGUACGUAUUCAUUGUUACGGGAAAGGGCUUUUUGUAUCAUCAAGUCCGCUGUAUGAUGGGAAUCCUGUUUUUGAUCGGAACUGGGCAUGAAGAGCCCUCGUAUAUGUUUGAGAGCACAGAAAAGCCAACAUACCACAUGGCAAGCGAGGACGCCUUGGUGCUGUGGGACGCAACCUUUGACGGCCUUGAAUUUUCAUCUGAAUGCUACAAAGAUUUAAAGCAAAAAGCACUCAGAUCGCUUUACCAGGGCCUUUCUGGCUCGUGGAGUAGAUUUUCUCUGUCUCGCUCCUUUUAUCACCAGCAUUUGAUGUCGAUGCUGGACGACCGAAAUGUUGAUCCUGAAAAGGCAUAUGAUGAACACCUUGCUGCUGUCUUACACAGAGCUGAUUACACGCCCAUUCCAAGUAGGAAAAGAAAAGCAUUUUCACGAUAA
This is a messenger RNA of Mitosporidium daphniae, 1107 nucleotides long. Its product is annotated as tRNA pseudouridine synthase. Gene Ontology annotation, molecular function: pseudouridine synthase activity; RNA binding. Gene Ontology annotation, cellular component: nucleus; cytoplasm. The transcript is spliced from 5 exons. The record is from RefSeq and is a predicted model, not a curated record. Bases 1 to 1107 code for a protein of 368 amino acids. Lineage: Eukaryota; Fungi; Microsporidia. Gene Ontology annotation, biological process: tRNA pseudouridine synthesis; mRNA pseudouridine synthesis.